AUGGGUUCGUGUUUUCCAGGCUUCUCCACCCUGCAGGCUCCCAGUGCAGCACGUGGCCCGAAGGGAGGCUCGUUGACCGUGCUGUGUGAUUAUAACUCAGUAUGGGAGACCCAUGUCAAGUGGUGGUGUCGAGGCGCUGUCUGGAGUAGCUGCAAAUUCAUUGUUAGAACCACAGGAUCAGAGCAGGAGGUGAAGAAGGACCGUGUGUCCAUCAAGGACAAUCAGAAAGACCAAACAUUCACCGUGACCAUGGAGCAGCUCAGAGAGGAUGAUGCAGACGUUUACUGGUGUGGGAUUGAGAAAAGUGGACCUGACCUUGCAGUCCAGGUUAGAGUGUCAGUUGACCCAGAUUCCAGUCCUGAGAGCUCCACAACGACCCCUGGGCCUUCUAUAUCCCUGUCAGCACGUACUAGGGCCAGCUUGACCAGCCAGGACACCUCUGACCCCAGACCACACACACAGUCUCUGCUCAGCAGCGUCCACUUCCUGCUCCUGGUCUUCCUGAAGGUGCCCCUGCUUCUGAGCAUGCUCGGUGCUGCCCUCUGGGUGAACAGGCCUCACAGUGGAGGAGAGAGACUGAAUCAGUUAAACGAUAAGAACCAGUAG
Messenger RNA from Elephantulus edwardii (Cape elephant shrew), 606 nucleotides. It is a transcript of the gene CD300LD, whose product is annotated as CD300 molecule-like family member d. The record is from RefSeq and is a predicted model, not a curated record. Gene Ontology annotation, cellular component: plasma membrane. The coding region runs from base 1 to 606 and encodes 201 amino acids. Gene Ontology annotation, molecular function: transmembrane signaling receptor activity. Lineage: Eukaryota; Metazoa; Chordata; Mammalia; Macroscelidea; Macroscelididae. The transcript has 3 exons.